Messenger RNA from Spodoptera exigua (beet armyworm), 234 nucleotides. Lineage: Eukaryota; Metazoa; Arthropoda; Insecta; Lepidoptera; Noctuidae. The record is from the annotation of a GenBank genome assembly.
AUGGCUGAUGUUCAGCAAAAGUUGCGGGAGCUAUGCAACGCAGCUACCAAGAUCCAGGCUUCCUUCAGAGGUCACCAGGCUCGCAAGGAGAAGGAGCAGGCUGUCAAGGAUCAGGAACAACAGGAUAAGGAGGACAUUGAAAAGAUUGACCUCGCCGAUCCCGACCUGAACAAGGCCGCGACUAAGAUCCAGGCCUCCUUCCGUGGCCACAAAGUUCGCAAGGACGUCAAAUAA